CCUGUGAUGAUCAUGCGCAGAACCUCCUCAUAGCACAGUGUUUAUUUCUUUGAUCCGUGCGGAGGGACUCGCCAUGACGCGCGGCGUCCUCGUCGCUCUGCUGUGGCUGCUGGCCGGCUUGCGCACGCCCUCCCUGGGCUACUUCGCCGAGGAGCGCUGGAGCCCCGAGUCUCCUCUUCUGGCUCCCCGGGUCGUCCUCGCCCUCAUCUGCCGCAACUCGGAGCACUCGCUGCCCUACGUGCUGGGAGCCGUGGAGCGGCUCGACUACCCCAAGGAGCGCAUCGCCGUGUGGGUGGCGACUGAUCAUAACGAGGACAACACCACGGCUAUCCUGCGUGAUUGGCUCGUCAAUGUGCAGAAUCUUUAUCAUUAUGUGGAGUGGAGGCCCAAAGAGGAGCCCAGGCACUACGAGGACGAAGAGGGUCCCAAGGGAUGGCCGGACCCCCGUUACCAGCACGUUAUGAAGCUGCGGCAAGUUGCGCUGGAGUCAGCCCGUGAGAUGUGGGCCGACUACUUCAUGUUGAUGGACUGCGACAACCUGCUCACCAACACGAACGUCCUCUGGAGUCUCAUGAGCGAGAAUAAGACAGUCAUCGCUCCCAUGCUGGAUUCCCGUGCGGCCUAUUCCAACUUCUGGUGCGGAAUGACCAGCCAGGGCUACUACAAGCGCACCCCGGCCUACAUGCCCAUGAGGAAGCGUGUGCGUAAGGGCUGUUUUGCAGUGCCAAUGGUGCACUCCACCUUCCUGAUCGACCUCCGGAAGGAGGCGUCCAGGCAGCUGGCCUUCCACCCGCCGCACCCGGAGUACAACUGGGCCUACGACGACAUCAUCGUGUUCGCCUACUCCGCUCGGAUGGCAGACGUGCAGAUGUUCGUGAGCAACCGAGAGACGUACGGCUACAUCCCCGUGCCGCUGCGCGCUCACAAUACGUUGCAAGACGAGGUCGAGAGCUUUAUGCAUAUCCUGCUGGAGGCUAACGUGCGACAUCUCCCGGUGUUGCCGUCCAAUAACAUUCCUGCUCCCUCCAAACAACCAGACAAAAUGGGCUUUGAUGAGGUUUUCAUGAUCAACCUCCGGAGGCGUAGUGACCGCAGGGAGCGCAUGCUGAGAGCUCUCUACGAGCAGGAGAUUGACUGCAAGGUCACUGAGGCGGUCGAUGGAAAGGCGUUGAAUAUCAGUGAUGUUCAGGCCAUGGGCAUCCACAUGCUCCCCGGGUACAACGACCCUUAUCACGGCCGCCCACUCACCAAAGGAGAGCUGGGAUGCUUCCUUUCGCACUACAACAUCUGGAACGAGAUUGUAGAGCGCGGCCUGCUGACCUCUCUGGUGAUCGAAGACGACCUGCGCUUCGAGGUCUUCUUCAAGCGCCGUCUCAUGUACCUGAUGAGCGAGAUUGAGGACGAAGGGCUCGACUGGGAUCUCAUCUACAUCGGCCGCAAGCGAAUGCAGGUGGAGCGCUCGGAGAAAGCGGUGGCCAACGUCCAUAACCUGGUGGAGGCCGACUAUUCCUAUUGGACUCUGGGUUACAUGAUAUCCUUGCAAGGAGCCGAGAAGCUGCUACGAGCCGAGCCUUUAAAGAGGGUGCUGCCAGUGGACGAGUUUCUACCCAUCAUGUACAAUAAACACCCAGUGUCCGAUUACAUGGAGCAGUUCGAGACGCGCGACCUUAAGGCCUUCUCGGCGGAGCCCCUCCUGGUGUACCCCACCCACUACACGGGCGACUCGGGCUACAUCAGCGACACGGAGACGUCCACCGUGUGGGACAACGACAAGAUCCGCACGGACUGGGACCGAGGACGCUCGGGCAAAACUCACGAGCAGGCCCGGCUCAGCACCGAGGCCCAGAACUCGGACGUGCUGCAGUCGCCGUUGGACAGCACGGCGCGGGACGAGCUCUGAGACCAACUCUGUCCCCCGCAACCACCAAAAGUACCCUUUCUGUUUUUAUAAUUUGACACUUUGUGCUUUGGCAUCACAGCGGGAGGGUUUGACGGAAAAAAAAAAAAAACCUCACUGCUCAUCGAAAAUGCACUAGACUUGCCACACGGGAUGGCAUUUGCAGUACCCGGCAUGUGUCUGUCAUACAGAAAAGAAGCUUUCUAUCUUUCGUUGUCCUGAGGUGACGUUACACUGUGAAAAGCGGAAGAUGAAUCUAGUAAAUGGCUUGACGCGUCUGCUUUGUCUUCUUCUCUGACGUCACCAAACGGAAAUGUUCCUUCAGAAAGUAGCUUGUUAAUACAUCACAGCAAAUCUCAGCAAUCCACAGAUAUGUGCACCCGUACCCCCCUAGUAUCCUCUGCCGCCGCCUAUGCAAUUUCCACGUCGCCACAUGAACCGGGGCGGGCGGCUCUUCGACAGCGCCGUUGACGAGACGAACCACCCACGUGCGCGUCUCACCGCUUUACCAGCAAAACAUUUACAGAUGCGCAUCAAACACAUCCAAACACAAACAUAGCAAUGUCCUUUUUCUCAUGAUUAAACAUUUGCGUUGACUUGAUUGAAGGCUCUUUAAAUAAGACGGGACGUAACAUUUUUACCAUGUUGCUUAUUACGUCUCUUUUCUCCGGUUUUAGCAUGACGUUAAACGUUUUAUAAUGACACUCUGCUGCAGAUGCGACCUCCGCUGUUUGUAUACUUUAAAGCGUUUGCAAGCCGCGACGAGACAAAAUAGCCUUCGCUCGCGACAUAGCUCGAUCUUUUCCGAUUAGAACAGAUUUGGACGCAGUCCGUCACUCAAGGCGCAUUUCUGUAAUUAUCCGCAGAGACCGGCAGCGUGCGGACUGCCAAUGGGAUGCCGAGACAUCCUUUGUACAUCGCCAAAGUUCAUGCAUUAAAAGUCACAGAAAAACUCAGUUGGAAGAAGUCACAAUGACAAAAUACUUUUUUUUUUUUUUUUUAACUCGUAAUCAGGGGACGUUUUGUUCUUCAUUUUUUAACGACGAUGAAUAUAGUUUGCUCUCUUUCUUGUUUUGACUAAGAUGAGUAAAAAAAACAAAAAAAAAACAGUUUGACUGAGCUGAGCACAUUUUUCUUUAUUUUUUUUUAACUAUUCUGAGUACAUUUUCUUCUAAUUUAUGACAAAGCUGAGUAAAAAAAAAAAAAAAAAAAGUAUAUUUUCCUUUAUUUUUUUGGCAAAGACGAGCACAUUUUUCUUGAUUAUUUUUGACUAAUCUAAGUACACAUUUCUUAUAUAUUUUUUAAAAAUUGGCUGAAUACAUCAAAUGUUUUUAUGGAGGACGUUUUCAUUUUUUAAAUGAAGCUAAGUACUGAUGAAGUUGUGUUAGUGUUUCUUUAUUUGUUUACGAAACAGAGUACAUUUCCCUACUCUCUUUACUGAACUUAAUGUUUUUUUUACUAAGAUGAGUGCUUUUAAAAAAAAAAAAAAAAAAAAUGUUAUAAAAAUAUUUUUAUAUUGUGCUUACGGCACAAUGAUGGAGCAAAUUUCUUAACGUGUCGGCCGAGAUCACGUGACUUAUGUGUCGUGCAGGUGUGGGGAAACUAUGGCUGGUGGGCCACGUAUAGCCCUCCGGAGAAUUUGAUCUGGCCCACUUUGCAAUCCUCUAAAUUAUCAUUAUUAUUCCCAUUUUUGCCUUUAAUUUGAUAUCCACCUGCACCUUAAUUCAACUUUUCACUGCACGUAAGUAGAAUGUUUCACCGUAUGAUCUCUGUGCGUCGCCUGGAUAAUGGUCAGAGAUGACAAUAAAACUGAAUUUGCAUAU
This is a messenger RNA of Phycodurus eques (leafy seadragon), 3720 nucleotides long. RefSeq names its product collagen beta(1-O)galactosyltransferase 1a (gene colgalt1a). The coding region runs from base 74 to 1900 and encodes 608 amino acids. The transcript has 12 exons. NCBI's taxonomy places the organism in Eukaryota, Metazoa, Chordata, Actinopteri, Syngnathiformes, Syngnathidae. Gene Ontology annotation, molecular function: procollagen galactosyltransferase activity. The record is from RefSeq and is a predicted model, not a curated record.